This is a messenger RNA of Clupea harengus (Atlantic herring), 1196 nucleotides long. It is a transcript of the gene ropn1l, whose product is annotated as rhophilin associated tail protein 1-like. The record is from RefSeq and is a predicted model, not a curated record. NCBI's taxonomy places the organism in Eukaryota, Metazoa, Chordata, Actinopteri, Clupeiformes, Clupeidae.
GAGAUUAGUAAGUAAGAGAAAAAACUUCUUUGGCACAACUGAUUUCUCUAUCCACUUUGACUGGACGUCUUGCAGUUAUUUCAGAACAGAAUUUUAAAGUUUGGCAACCUGGCACAUGACGUAUACAUUUAUUUUUUGUGUUGCUACCUGACGUAGUGUCAAACAAUGGUUGCUAGGAUAUUGGAAAAUCGGCUAGUAGACUAUUGAUUUUUGAUUCUAAAAAAUCCUAGCUAUUUGUUUAAGAAUUAAAAUAUCUUAGAAUAGUUGAUAGUUGCUGCUCUCAAAUAGCGUCGGCCCUUUUCUAUGCACGGAAAAUUGCAUUUUAACAUUACAGUUCCACAAUGCCACCACCUGAUACCAUGUACUGUGCUCAACAAAUCAACAUUCCUCCAGAAUUGCCUGACAUUUUAAAGCAGUUUACCAAAGCAGCCAUAAGAACACAGCCAGAUGAUGUGCUAAAAUGGUCAGCUGCUUAUUUUUCUGCAUUAUCGAAAAAUGAACCUCUUCCAGUCAAAGGGAGGUUAGAAACAUCACCAUCAACAGCAACAAAACAAACUGGACUUACUCCCGCCCUUCUCAAAGUCCUUCACCAACAGCUUUUCACCCAAAAGUCCCUGAAUAGGGCAGAGUUGCAGAUGAAAUGGAAAGGGCUUUCUCUGCCCUCAGACGAACUGGAUUCACUCUUGUCUCUGGGUAAUUUCAGUGACGUGAUUGAUUGGAUGCAGUUCUUUGCUCUUGGCUGCAGUCUACUGGGUGGGUCCAUCAAAAGUGCUCUGAAAUGUGCGUGUGAGAUCCUCACGGACGAGCCAGAAGACAGUUCUGCUCACAUCCCCUUCGACAUAUUUGUCAGUUUGUACACAUACCUGGCCCGUCUGGAUGGAGAUAUCCCACAGGACCAGAUUGACAGCUUCAUACAGAAUCUACAGGAGGACGCGGCCCGCAGUGGAGGCAGGGUUCAGCCCUCGGACUUUACAGGCCUCCCUGGCGAAAACGCUGAGUAGGGCCCAGGCCAGAUUGGUUUCAGAUGGUUGUCGGGUGUAAUGUUUGGCAGCCUGAAGUCACUGCAGAAUCAUUGUAACUAAAGGUGGAGGAUGCAUCAUAUUUCAGGCUGUGGUCAUGUGUGCAUCAUGAUAAAUGUUUUCCUUUUCCCUUUUGUAAAUUAAAAUGUGGUCAGCUGAUUACUGAUCUGUGAACUA